Molecule: messenger RNA, 1230 nt
Organism: Malus domestica (apple)
Lineage: Eukaryota; Viridiplantae; Streptophyta; Magnoliopsida; Rosales; Rosaceae
Source: RefSeq, a predicted model, not a curated record
AUGCUAACAGGAAGGAUUGGGAAGUGGAUUCUAGCAUUAUCAGAGUUUAGCUUUCAAUAUGUACCCCAAAGGGCAGUCAAGGGCCAAGCAAUUGCUCAUUUCUUAGCAGAGCACCAAGAGUCUCAAGAUGAGAUUGUCAAUAUACCAGGGAUCCUAGAAGUAACUAAUGUUUGGAUCCCACCCAGCAAGGGUAUCUUGGGCACAGAAGAACAAGAAAUAAACAGGGUAACUGGUCUCUGGAUUACUCCUUGGAAGCUUUAUUUUGAUGGUUCUUACACUCAGAAGGCUUCUGGAGCAAGGAUUGUCAUCAUAAAUCCCCAAGGGGUUCACCACUAUUACUUGUUCCUUCUAGAUUACCAAGGGGAUACCAACAAUCAGGCGGAAUAUGAAGCCUUAAUAAUUGGCUUGGAGAUCUUGAUAGAGCUAGGGGCAACGAAGAUAGAAGUGUUUGGUGAUUCAAAGUUAGUAAUAAACCAGCUAAAUGGAGAAUACAAGUGCAGACAUAUCACCAUGGCUGGGUAUUACUUGGCGGCCACACAAUUGUUGAGCUAUUGGGAUUCUAAAGUGUCAGUUAAUCAUGUUCCUAGGGAGUCUAAUUUGGCGACUAACGAGAUGGCACAAAUAGCAUCGGGAGUACCAAUCCAGGAAAGAAAGUAUGGAGUAGAUGUCGAGAUUCAAAGAAGAAAUCUUCAUUCUAUGCUAGAAAGGGGAUUCAGUCUAGAUAUAAUGGUCCAAGAAACCAAGACGGAAGACUGGAGAUUGCCUAUCAUUCAUCAUUUGAAAGAUCUUUCUUCACCCACAAGUAAGAAGAAUAGACAGCAAGCAACUAAAUAUGUCUUAUGGAAGGAGAACCUACUAAGGAAAACUCUGGAUGGGCUACUACUGAAAUGUCUAGGCCAAGAGGAAUCUAUGAGAGUAAUGGCCGAGGUACAUGAAGGGAUAUGUGGGGCACAUCAAGCUGGAACAAAGAUGAGGUGGUUGAUCAGGAGAGGAUGGGCAAUGGACUUUAUUGGGCAGAUUUAUCCAUCUUCUAAUAAGGGGCAUAUUUUCAUAAUUGUGGCGACGGAUUACUUCACCAAAUGGGUAGAAGCCUCAGCUGUAAAGACCAUAACUUCAGCUACACUCAAGAAAUUUAUUGAGACCAAGAUUCUGCACAGUGAAGAGUACAUGGAAGCUAUGUGUCAAGGGAUUGAAGAUUUAGAUGUAGCCCGAAUUGAGGCCUUGAACUAG